AUGGAUAUCGUCAAUACCUCUCUGAGAAUGAACGGGCCAGUCAGCAGAGAUAUCGAUACUGCCAUCAACCCACCCCAGCCAGUCAAGUUGAUCCUAAAGGUUGUAGGGAGAAAAUGCAAAGAGAGUUCCAACGUCGGCACCCCUCACACCAAAAACUCAGAACCAAUAUUCUGCCCGGCCAAGCACCUUAAAAUCUCGCCCCCCUGUCAAAGACUGACAUUUCAAGACCUUAAACUCCCACGCCCUAUCACUUCUGCAUCCCCUAUCGCCGCCACAAGCCCAUUUCCUCUAUUUGCGGCCUCCGCAAUUCCGCUGCUAAGGAAGGCUCUCCUCGACUCUGCCCAUUUAGAAAAGACUGCGAGCAUUUAUAGCAACAGCACGCUAAUUAUUCGUAACGCGGCCGCCCAUUCAAAGUUCUUUCGGAAUGUUUGGACCCACCCGAGGGUCAUGAGGGCGGUGAGUGACGCUGCGGGUGUAGAGCUAGAGGUGUUUAUGGAGACUCUGGAGAUUGGGCAUGCGAAUGUGCAGAUUGAUAUGAAGAAGUAUCGGGGUAUGGAGCGUGGGGAAUGCUUGCAGGCCAUUUCCAAGGACUUGACUAGUGGCAAGUUUGCAUUAGAGGGGACCGGGACGGGGAGGAGUGGGGUGGCGGUGAGGGGGCAGAAGGAGAUUGAGGAUGAGAUUUUCGGAGACGGUGGGAGUAUCAUCCCGUGGCACUACGAUAGUUAUCCGUUUGUCUGUGUCGCCAUGCUCUCAGACACUACCGAUAUGAUCGGGGGCGAGACCGUGAUCCAACGCGGUGACGGUACCUUCCAAGGCAUUUCCCAACCCAGCGCCGGAUUCGCUACCAUCCUUCAAGGCGGCCUCGUCCGUCACCUAGCUCUCCGCGCCCGCGGCACCACCGACCGCAUCACCCUGGUUACAUCAUACCGUGCGAAAGCGACCGGCUUAUACGACUUCUCCUUCCUCACCAACGUGCGCCCCUACACGGACCUCACCGUACUAUAUCCCCAAUGGACCGCCUUUCGCAACAAGAUCCUCAACCGCGAACAGAACCUGUCUGCCUCGUUCACGGCAGAAUACCACCGACACACGCGGCGCCAGAUACUUCCAAAGGCCCGUAUUGACGGCCUCGUUGCACGCUUCGGCAUUGCGGUCUUCUAUACCGCAAUUGACGGAUAUGUUUCUGGCAAGGUAUUUGCGAGUGCUCCGACGGCGUGUCCGUUAUGUAUGUGUAAAGUGGAGGGUGGCAUUGGUAAAGCGCAUGUUGCGACAUGUACCGGUGCUAGGUCAGGGUGGAUGCCGUGGUCGGAACUGUGGACGGAUGUACAGCGGUCUAGGACCGCGCUAGGGAAUAGCAGAAUCAGCUUUGAGGCCACAACAGGCAGGCCGGAUAUCGUGGCUGUUGUGGAGAAGUUUAGGGGUGAGGGACGCGAGUGGGGGAUGGCGGAUGAGUUGGCCGUGCAGGGACUGGCCGAGUAUUUGGUGGAGUUUUUGGCCUUGUUUGGGGUUGUAGUGGGUGCAUGA
Messenger RNA from Morchella sextelata, 1524 nucleotides. RefSeq lists its product as uncharacterized. Bases 1 to 1524 code for a protein of 507 amino acids. The record is from RefSeq and is a predicted model, not a curated record. NCBI's taxonomy places the organism in Eukaryota, Fungi, Ascomycota, Pezizomycetes, Pezizales, Morchellaceae. The transcript is spliced from 4 exons.